This is a messenger RNA of Gloeophyllum trabeum ATCC 11539, 450 nucleotides long. RefSeq lists its product as uncharacterized. The transcript is spliced from 6 exons. Bases 1 to 450 code for a protein of 149 amino acids. Lineage: Eukaryota; Fungi; Basidiomycota; Agaricomycetes; Gloeophyllales; Gloeophyllaceae. The record is from RefSeq and is a predicted model, not a curated record.
AUGUCCUCAGAGAAAAUGAGAUACAGCGACGACCUGGCGAGUGUGCCCUCCCCGCAACCACACCCCAAUGUCGAGGAUGAGUCGGACAAGCGCCUGCGCGACCUGGGAUAUAUUGCAUUCCAGACGGGGUUGUUUUCGGGCGGGCCGUUGGGGUUGUGGUGGAACCCGAUCGAAGGGAUGAGUUCGUUUGAUGUUUGGUUGACGUUAGGAGGGCCGUUCGUCCUCGUGAUAACGCUCCUCGUGAAGGCACCUGCAAAGAACUCGGAGGGAUCCGAAUCCAUCGAUUUCGAGAACUCCCGUGGCUUUGUCGUUUUCCUGGGCUUUCUGCAAGCAAAUGCCGUCAUCCUCGCCCCGCUCGCCGUCGUCUCCUCCAUCGUCGGCUCCUGGCUCAUCGGCCUCGCCUUCAUGCUCGCGCUUUUCUUCUCCGCGCAGCCCAUCGCCUCCGUCUAG